AUGGGUUUUAGAGGUGUAUGUUUUGACAAGGACAAUACAUUGACCGAACCAUACAAAGACGAUGUCUAUGAACCCUAUAAGAAAUCGAUUGAUCUAUGCUUGGAGGUAUUUGGUAGAGACAAGGUAGCAAUCAUAUCAAAUAGUGCUGGAUCAAGUGACGACACUGAUUUUAAAAAGGCACAACAAAUAGAAUCAUCUCUUGGCAUGCAUGUAAUAAGACAUGGUACAAAGAAACCUGAUGGUAUCGAUCAAGUAUCGGCUCAUUUCAACACAACACCCGAUAGACUCAUAAUGGUUGGUGAUAGAUACCUUACCGAUAUUCUAUUUGGUAAUCUCUAUGGAAUGUUAACUAUCUUUACAAAACCAAUCACAAGUAAUGGUGAUAAUCCAAUGGUUAAAUUGAUUAGAAACAAGGAACAUCAAUUUGUUCAAUACUCUAAACAAUUUUAUCAACCUCCUUUACAACCUCUAUUCAAACCAGGUAUUUAUUUUAAGAAAUAA
Messenger RNA from Cavenderia fasciculata, 501 nucleotides. RefSeq lists its product as uncharacterized. The record is from RefSeq and is a predicted model, not a curated record. Gene Ontology annotation, molecular function: phosphatidylglycerophosphatase activity. The coding region runs from base 1 to 501 and encodes 166 amino acids. NCBI's taxonomy places the organism in Eukaryota, Evosea, Eumycetozoa, Acytosteliales, Cavenderiaceae. The transcript is spliced from 2 exons.